This is a messenger RNA of Carassius carassius (crucian carp), 2939 nucleotides long. Its product is annotated as 1-phosphatidylinositol 4,5-bisphosphate phosphodiesterase delta-3-A. The coding region runs from base 77 to 2437 and encodes 786 amino acids. Gene Ontology annotation, molecular function: calcium ion binding; phosphatidylinositol-4,5-bisphosphate phospholipase C activity. The transcript has 15 exons. The record is from RefSeq and is a predicted model, not a curated record. Gene Ontology annotation, biological process: lipid metabolic process; intracellular signal transduction. NCBI's taxonomy places the organism in Eukaryota, Metazoa, Chordata, Actinopteri, Cypriniformes, Cyprinidae.
CUAUUGAUUAUUCACAUUUACCUCAGGACGAUUAUAAGAAGUAGUGCCUGCCAGGAGCCGAAGGGAUAUUCACAACAUGCUGGGGAGGAAAAAGAAACCAGAGACAGUUCAGACUGAACCCAAAGCGUACGAGGCGAAAACCCACGAUCCGCUUCGGAGGCUUGGUGUGUUGGACGAUGAAGAUGUGCGCCUGAUGCUGCAGGGGUCAAAGAUGAUGAAGGUUCGAUCUCAGCGUUGGCGGAAGGACAGAAACCUGAAGCUUCUGGAGGACUGUGUGACAGUGUGGUGUGAGUCCAGCAAAACCUCCCGCAAAAGCAAAAGACAGCAAACCUUCUCUGUGACAGAAGUGGAGUGUGUGCGGGAAGGCUGUCAGUCGGAGUGUCUGCGACGAAUGGCAGAUCUGGUUCAAGAGACCCACUGCUUCACUGUUGUCUUCCGCGGAGGAAGGAAAAGCCUGGAUCUGUGCUGCUCCACACAAGACGAAGCGGAGCAUUGGGUUCGAGGCCUCCGAACACUCAAAGAACGCGUCUCCAACAUGAGCCAGAAAGAAAAACUGGACCAAUAUCCUUAUUGCUAUCUAAGACGUGCAGAUCAGAACCAGGAUGGGAAGAUGAGCUACGACGAGGUGAAACAUCUGCUCCAGCUGAUCAACAUUGACCUGAACGAACAGUAUGCACGCACCCUCUUUAAGAAAUGUGAUCGCUCAUGUGACGGGCGGCUGGAUCACGUGGAGAUUGAGGAGUUCUGUCGUGAGCUGAUGCGCAGGCCGGAGCUGGAUGCAGUGUUCAGGCAUUAUUCUGGUAACGGAUGUGUGCUCACAUCAUUGGAGCUGCGGGAUUUUCUCGGUGACCAAGGUGAAGAUGCAUCACUGGCCCAUGCGAAGACUCUCAUCCACACCUAUGAGCUCAACAACUGGGCACGGAAGAAUCUUUUCAUGACCCAGAACGGCUUCACCAUGUACAUGCUCUCGCAAGAGAACGAUGUGUUUAACCCGGAUCACACUCAUGUGUAUCAGGACAUGAGCAGACCACUGGCACACUAUUACAUCUCUUCCUCUCAUAAUACAUACCUCACCAAAGACCAGGUGACCAGCGCCAGCAGCACAGAGCCUUAUAUCAGAGCUCUGCAUCAGGGGUGUCGCUGUGUUGAGCUGGACUGCUGGGACGGUGAUAGAGGAGAACCCAUGAUCUAUCAUGGGCACACGCUCACCUCCAAAGUGCUCUUUAAAGAAGUCAUUGAGACCAUCGCUCAGUACGCCUUCAAGACAUCUCCGUAUCCUCUGAUCUUGUCCCUGGAGAAUCACUGCUCAGUGGAGCAGCAGGCGGUCAUGGCACAGCACCUGCGCUCCUUUCUGGGAAAGAAGCUCCUGAGAAAGCCGCUCAAUGACCUGCCCCUCAAAGAGCUGCCCUCACCUGAGGAGUUGAUGGGGCGGAUCCUGCUGAAGGGGAAGAAGUUAGGUGGUCUGCUGGGAAAGACUGACAGCUGGACUAGCUUCUCAUGUAGCUCAGAUGAAGAGUCUGUGGCUGGAGGAGGUGGGAACAAAAAGGAAUCCAAAAAGGAUCCUGGGAGGUCUAUGAGCACUAAACUGAGCCCAGAGCUGUCAGAUCUGGUGGUGUAUUGUCAGAGUGUGCCUUUCAGUGGUUUCGAGACAGCCGGUCAAAGACCUCCUAGCAUGAUGUCCUCUUUCUCUGAGAAUGAGGCGCUCAAAGUCAUCAAAGACUCAGGGAAGUUGUUUGUUCGACACAAUAGUUGGCAGCUGAGCAGGGUUUACCCAUCAGGCCAGAGGUUGCAGUCCUCCAACUACAACCCUCAGGAUAUGUGGAACGGAGGCUGCCAGAUGGUGGCUCUGAACUUCCAGACACCUGGAGAGCAGAUGGACCUGAACCAGGGCCGCUUUCUGCCCAACGGCCGCUGCGGAUAUGUGCUUAAACCUGACUUCCUGUGUCACCCGACGUCCGACUUUGACCCUGAGAACACAGGUGGAGGACCAGGACAUAUACCCACACAACUUACCAUACGGGUGAUCUCAGCCCAGCAACUUCCUAAAAUAAACACAGACAAUCCCAACUCCAUUGUGGACCCGCAGGUUUGGGUGGAGAUCCAUGGCGUUUCCAUCGAUAAGGCUCGUGAAAAAACCCAACGCAUUGACAACAAUGGUUUUAAUCCCCGCUGGGACUGUACUGUGAGCUUUCAGCUGCAGGUGCCUGAACUGGCCUUAGUGCGUUUCAUGGUGGAAGAUCAUGACUACAAAUCCAAAAAUGAUUUCAUUGGCCAGUUCACACUCCCAUUCAUCAGCCUACGAACAGGUUAUCGUCAUGUUCACCUGCUAAAAGCUGACGGCUCUAGUCUGUCUCCUGCCAUGCUCUUCAUCAAUGUAAAGGUGGUACGGCGAGGAGUUCCUAUUAAAACCGUUUCGGAGCGGAAAGGCAAGGCCUGAGGCUUCUGUCAUGAUUCCUGGAAAUGUUUAUUUCUGGAAGUACCUUACUGAAGGAAAAUCCCCUGAGCCGGGCUCUUGAGGUGCUGGGACUCUUCAGAAGGAGAGUACCUAUAAAAGCAUUGGACAUACAAGCACACUGUGCACAACAACCUAGUUAGUGUAGUUUGUCAGUUUGUGACUCAAAGUGCAUUUUUUAUCUUUAUUGUUCUUUUGUGCUAUUGUCUGCAGAGCAGAACGUCUAAAGUUUUAUAGAAGUGUUAUGGUUGAAGCUUAAAGGGCUACUCCACCCUAAAAUGAAAAUUUUGUCAUUAAUCACUUACCCCCAUGUCCCCCAUGUUCCAAACCCGUAGAAGUUUUGUUCAUCCUCGGAGCACAAUUUAAGAUAUUUUGGAUGAAAACUGGGAGGCUUGAGACUGUCCCAUAGUGUAACAGUCUCAAGCCUCCUGGAAUUUUUUUUUAUUGUGUUCUAAAGACGAACAAAGCUUUUACGGGUUUGGAACGA